UGCUUUUCCCCACACUCUACUCCAUUCCCGCAUUUGGAGGACCAGGUGUUGUCAUUAAGCAACUAGCAUGGGAUACUGCAAGCAAUGCGGCGAAAUUGUCCGUGAACCGAGCGGAGUCUGUGCCCCAUGUGGAACAAAAGCUGUCGACGCAGUUGACAGCGGCCUGUCGGCAAAAGAUAACCGUGGGGACAUUUAUUCAAAUGCAUAUCUCAGUAGCGGUCUUAAUGCGGGCGUUGAGAAGGGACUAAGGAAAAUGCUUGGAGAUGAGAAUACCUCCGUGAACGAAAUAUGUAUUGAAUGCGGGCGAAAACUAACAAAGCAUGAGGACGUAUUUGUCGGGCCGACGCAUGCCGGAGAGCAUGUGUACUGCGAAGCAUGCUAUGGGAAACACUUUAAAAAGGGAGACUGCGAAAAGUGUCGGAGGCCAGUUCUGGGGCUGGGAAAAGAAUAUGUGUCGCAGGAAGGGAGAAUAUGGCACAAGGAAUGUUUUGAUGCCGGCAAGAGUUGUGCUGAAUGCUUCAAGGUCAUCUUUGGGCAGGGUGUUGAGGCACUGAACAAGUAUUAUCAUCCAAGCUGUUUCAAGUGCUUCAAUUGCCAUUCUGUAAUCGAUGGCUCCUUUUUGGAUUUCAACGGAGAACCUUGUUGUCGUCCAUGUCAUGAGAAGAUCAAGUCUGCGAGACCAUCUGCUGCUGUCAAGGCAACGCCCACUCCAGCUCCAAAGACAGUGCCUGUAGAUGAUAACAGUGCCGCUCUGAAAGAGUUUGCCGAAAGGAAAGACGUUCCAGACCUUCAUGUACGCUGUGAUAAGUGUUUCGAGGUGGUCAGACAUGGAGGAAUACAACUUCCGACUGGGCAGCUACUCCAUGAAGCAUGCUUCACAUGCUCCGAGUGCGGAAAAGGCAUCAAUGGCAAAUAUAUAGUCGAUGAAGGCAAAAUCUGGCAUCCCGAGUGCCGAGUACUGGUGGUUAGUGCCAACUCCAAUCUACAAUGUAUUAGAUGUGGAAAGCCAGUUUCUGGUCGCUUUGUUAAACUGGAUGGGAGCGUGUGUCACAGUGAGGAUUUCAGUGCUUUACCUGCACCACAUGUAAAACCCCACUCGCUGGACGGCCCUUUGGGGAUUCGCCGUCCGGGCCAACCUGCGAGUCUUGCCUUAAGAAGGGCGGUCCAAGAACCUUCACACCAGGUUUCACCGUCAAUCAAGCGGGCCUUAAAGAACUGCGCGGCCCCGGGGGCGUGAAGCUUGGCGACAAUGAAGCAUUAAAGAGCCUGGGCGGUUCCAGUACGUGUCCUGCAUGCGGCAAGGCCGUGUACAUGUCUGAUCAAGUGCCUGGUCCGCUGAAUACAAAAUGGCAUCGGGCCUGCUUGCGAUGUUCUACCUGUAAGACGCAGGUUGAUAGCAUGGCUAAAAUGAGAGAGGUAAAGCCAUUUUGCUCAAAAUGCUUUGAUAAGAUAAAGUAGGAAAGCAAGUCGAUAGACUCUGCCAUAUGUAUAGGAUAAAGGAGAGUAAGAGUAUUUUUACAAUCAGACUCUUCUACGAUUCCUCUGAUUGGAUAUGUAACAGCUUUCCACUGCGUCCAGAAAAACCCCCGCCCACGGAUUGACUACUCAAAUAUAUUUUGAGCCAUCUCAUAGCUGCCCACACGUCGGUAGCGCCAGGGACACCACCAGCAACCAAGUCCUCAUAGGCACCUCCGGUCACAAGGCCAUCAGUUUGGUACCGCAAGCGGUGAUCGUCAUCAUCCUCUUGAGAAUGUGUGUGAAAGUAGGACGAAUAACGCCACGUGAAUGGGGAAAGGGAGGCUACGCUCGGCGGCUUUGAGUGUAAGCUGCUCAAACUCCCGUCAGCAGAGCCCUGCAGAGAAGGAAACGUAAAUCGCGAACUGAGGUGCCGGGGUGCUCUCACAGAACUUUGGACGUCGCUCGCAAACUCUGGCGCAUUCAACCUGGGUGGAAGGGAUAUGAAACUGGGCUUGUUUGUCCGACUAAAGCCUGGAGCCACCUCUUCAUUACUCUGGGGUUGCUGCUCUUGAUGAAGGGUUUGUAUAGAGUCUUUUACGUACGAGGACGAUCGGCUCAAAGACACGUCCGUUCCGUAAUCAUCUGCAUCGCCUGCGUUGCCACAGGCAGUAUUGCGUGGAUGGCUUUCCGGAGCAACCAUGAUUUUGUAGCUAGAUCCUUCGGACUGCAUUGCUUGCCCUCCAUCCUCAGCAGCAAGAGCCAUACACAUUGGAUUUCGGUCGCUCGAUGGGUUGCCGGAUUGAUCGUUCUCGCCUUGGAUGUGAAUUACCACCAUAUCCGGGUUCUCAAUGGCUUUGGAUGAGCUGACUUUGUUUGUAUUCGCUGAUGACUCCGUGGCCAUUCUAUCUCCCCCUUGUCCUGUGCCCUUCGUUCCGGUAUCUCCCUCUACCUGAUGUUCAUGUGCGAAUCCCACCAAAUCGCUAUCCGUCUCUCGCGCAAGUGCACGCCCAUGCCGUUCAGGAAAACACCGAAAGUAAUGCGUGGCUUCAAAUGUCUGCAAUUCUACCAUUUUGAACCCAGGAGGUGGAAGGAAGGGAAUUCCCAAGCGAUGCUGGAGAUAUGUAAAGAGAAUAAUGUCAACACUGUUGGAGUCGGAGGAAUAAACAUACGAUUCGAAUGGGAUGCGAGCUAUCCAAUUUUGAUCGAAAUCGGUAUCAGAAUGACUACCCUCCGACUGUGAAAGAGGGGAACGUGGCAGCCCAGAUGAGGAUGUAGCCGGCGUUACAUUGUCGUUAAACUUGAAACCAGCGUGGCGACGUAGACAAAGAAUAUCGCUGGGGGAUGUCAAGGACGAGAAGGGGAGUCGGGAAGACUUGAAUGAGGUCAGCUUGGCUGAUAAACUCCCCUCUUCAGAGGGAUGGGCGACCCCAAGCUGCCCCAAGGCAUUCAGUAUUUCCACGGCAGGCGCUGGCUGCUCCCCUUGGGCUUCCGCUUGCGCUUGCUGAGAAGCAUACGUCUUCAGAAGCUGGCUCAUAUCACCCCUACUUUUUCUCAGCUCGUUAAACGCGUCGGACGAUAUUGGGAUAAGAGGAAGAGAAGACCGAUUCCGCUCUGCAACCAUGAUCCUUAAACCUCGUAAAGAGGAUAUCACGACCAUUAAACCAACAUGCUGCCCGCGCGGGAUAGGACUAAAGUGAUUAUGCACAUAAGAAGGGAUGUCGUCAAUGACACUUUGUGUGUGCUCGGGCUCUACUCCCAAAUCGGCCGCAAGACGCGGGAGAACAUGCACAACAUCCGACCACCGAAACCCUUUGCCAGCCAAGAGAUCUGCCCGAUGCGGGGAAACUUGGUCCACUAUCAGCGCUACCCAUCCGUCCUGAGUUUCGAGCAGACAAUCGUACAAGGCUCCCAUUAAUUGAAAUCUUAUACCGAGCAUGGUGGAAAGUGUUGUUACUGCGUGAAUGAGGGCAAGUCGGUGGAACGACGAAGGCGUACUAGUACUGCCACUUGUAGAACUUCCUUCAGUCUGCGCAGGGGAGGAAUAAUCCUGAGUCUGGCGAACAAGCUUUUGUAUCAGCAACAUUGUACCAAGCUGAGACACUUUGUGCGGCGAGGAUCCGUAAAGGCUACCCACCGUCAAGAGUUUUUCAAUCCUGCGCGAGUUCUUGCGGAACGCUGCGGCUAGCCUUCCCAAUCUUCCCCAAGCACAGCUGACUUUCAAGAGCCAUAGUAGAGCGGGCGAGAGGGGGCUUUUGAGACUUAUAUCAAACUCUCCUGUGACAGGGCGGUUAGGGAGUUUCCCGUCAAUAUCAACAAGCACUUGGCCCUCUCGGUUGAGUAAAAGGCAGGCCAAUGUCAGUUGCUGUCCACGCUGUGAGCCACCGUACGAGAACGCAUGGAUGCGUCGUGCUGCAAGCGCAGCUAGCAAAAGACCCGUGACCACUGAGAAGCCUGCUCCA
Molecule: messenger RNA, 3917 nt
Organism: Spizellomyces punctatus DAOM BR117
Lineage: Eukaryota; Fungi; Chytridiomycota; Chytridiomycetes; Spizellomycetales; Spizellomycetaceae
Exons: 5
Coding region: 68-1237 (389 amino acids)
Cellular component (GO): Z disc; nucleus
Molecular function (GO): transcription coregulator activity
Source: RefSeq, a predicted model, not a curated record